AUCGAUUACUAAAUGCUCAGUUGUUGCUUGCUUGCUUGCUUGCUGAAAAAAAAAAAAAAAAACAGCAACCUACAAGUUCCAUAAUUCAGGGUAGUACUUAAGAGGUUAUUUGGCUCCUGUCUGACAUUUGUGCAAAGCAAACAGUGACACAAUUCCAGUACACACGUAUGUAAAGUGUGUGACCAGUAUAUUAUUUUCUGAUUUUUGGCCAUGGUGUACAUUAAAUAAUUAAAUGCAGUGAUAAGAUACGAGAAAUAACUCGUGACUUCCGUUUUUCCUAAGGUUGGCAAUACCGGUGAAGUAAUAUUCAUCAAGGUGGCACGACUUUCUCGGGUGGGGCUGUGCUAUGGCAAGGAAAUAAGCCUCCUAUUGCAUAGGAGUUUCACCCAUUACAGGUUUAACUACGAGCGUAACGUACAGUGUACAGCACCUCAUGUGCCUGUUUGCACUGUAUGAAUAUUACAUGGCGUUCUUCAGAUUGAAUUACUUUGAAAUGAAGUUUGUUGAGGAAUUGGCAACAGAUGAGACAGUAUCCAUUUUAAAACAUACGAGCCAUAUUCAAAAACAGUGUUCAUGCUAUUUGCAAUACGAGUUCACAAACAUGACACAGGAAACUGUCAUUCGUCAAAUGGCGUUUUGAUUGAGGUGAUUUAUAAACGGUCAGAAGAGAGAGUUAGAAAGUUUUAUUAUAUUGUUACGAAAUUCAAAACAAAGCCAUACUUCCAGAGUACUUGCAUUUCUUGUCCCCGAAAUAUGCUGUGCCGGUAGUACUAGUACUAUUCGAUGUAGAAAAUCAUAAAAUAUAUUACAGUAGAUCGUUGAUGGCAGUAUCAGGAAAUAAGUUUUAUACUUACUACAGUGAACUUGUUGUAGAGGGGGCUCAAAUGCGUGCAGCACAAGUAGCGCCACAUUUUGAAUGGUCCUGAUAAAAAAAUUAAAAAAGAAUAGACAGUACGCUCAUAAAAUAUAUCUGUUUAAAGCUGCAACAAAACAACAUAAAACAUGAGAUUUCGAGCUAAAAUGAUCGACAUAGGCUGCCUUAACCAUUUUACACGUGUGGUGAAUACAAUCUCCAAACUAACUAAGACAUGCACACUGCGACUCACUACAGACAAGCUGUAUUUCAUCCUGUCUGAUAAAGUUGCCAAUGGGGGUGUCAGCAUGUGGUGUGAGUUAUCCCAGGGAAACUUUUUUGAUGAGUUUCAACUGGAGGGGAUAUCGACUGAACACAAUGAGAUCUACAUGGAUUUGACUGCUGAGAAUCUUUCCAGGGCUUUGAAAACAGCCCACAAUGCCAAGUCACUUAAAAUCAAGCUGACAAACAAGCAUUGCCCUUGUAUUACUGUGGCUGUUGAACUGCCAUCCUUGUCAAGAGUCAGUCGAGUUGUCACGCAUGACAUUCCUGUGGGCGUUAUACCAAAAAAACUUUGGAAUGAUUUCAAGGAGCCCAGUGUGCCAGAUUUCGAUGUUAGUAUAUAUCUGCCUCCACUGAAGACAAUGAAGAAUGUUGUGGAGAGAAUGAAGAACCUGUCCAACUUUCUUGUGCUGGAAGCCAAUUUAAACGGGGAGAUGAAUUUGAAGAUUGAAACUGAUUUGGUAUCUGUCACCACGCAUUUCAAAGAUCUUGGAAACCCUUCUUGGGGUGAUAACGGAUCUCAAGACUCCAGCCAGGAUAGAGACCCUGAGACAAUGAUGAAUGUUAAAGUGGACAUAAGGAAACUUCUGCAAUUUCUUGCUGGUCAGCAAGUCAAUCCAAGCAAAGUAAUAUGUAAUAUUGUCAACAAAAGGAUUGUUCACUUUAUUCUGCUACACGAAGAUGUGUCUCUGCAGUACUUUAUACCAGCGCAUGCAUAAUUCAGACUUGGAACUGAAAUUCACUUCAUUAAAGCAAAGUGUCUUUCAGCAGUGUAUAUGAAAAAGAAAACUCUGGGUUGUUUUAGUACGUACAAGCUGGGUGUCGUUUAACAGUCAAGAAAUGCUUUCUUUGCUAUUACUUGUACUGUCUCUGCUGUGCUCAGUUGAAAGUUUACCUUAGUACAGGUUAAGUAUGUCACUGGGAUUUGCCAAUAUUUUCCAGUAUUUCAGUUGUUCUUGGUAAGAUUAUAUUUAAUGUCUGUAAAUAAUAAAUGUGUAUGCCUUUGUUCUUUUUUAUCAGGCAUUGUUGUGUACUUUUUUUAGGGGAACAACACAAUAAAGAAAAUACUACAGU
This is a messenger RNA of Polyodon spathula (Mississippi paddlefish), 2209 nucleotides long. It is a transcript of the gene hus1, whose product is annotated as HUS1 checkpoint clamp component. Lineage: Eukaryota; Metazoa; Chordata; Actinopteri; Acipenseriformes; Polyodontidae. The record is from RefSeq and is a predicted model, not a curated record. The coding region runs from base 1003 to 1854 and encodes 283 amino acids. Gene Ontology annotation, cellular component: nucleolus; site of double-strand break; checkpoint clamp complex. The transcript has 8 exons. Gene Ontology annotation, biological process: nucleotide-excision repair; meiotic DNA integrity checkpoint signaling; mitotic DNA replication checkpoint signaling.